GUUAGGUCAGAAAUUUUCUAUUUCACGCCUCACUUCAAGUUAACGACGCCUCUAUCAUCUCACUCACCCGCUCGUCUCACGCAGCCACCGGCGCUCAAUUGUAUCUCCUUCUCAGUCUCCGACUUUCAUCUCCUAUCGUCUCUCCUUCUCACAACUCUCCGAUCAUCGCUCGCGCUCGGCUCUCACUCACCGUUGCGUUUUGCUUAGGAGGAUGGGGAAGAAAUCAAAGGGAUCAAGGAAGGGGAAGAAGGCAUGGAGAGCUAACAUAAGCACUGCUGAAAUUGAAGAUUUCUUCGAGAAAUCCACUAAGGAUGCUCUCUCCGGUGGCUCUCUUUCUGCCCUUCCCAGCGAUUCUCUUUUCGUCGUCGACAAGUCUCAAGAUCUUUCAGUGAAGCGGAAAAUAGAAAAGAAACGGGACAAAGUCCUUUAUUGUGACAGCGUAUUGACCAAGAACCCGUUUGUCCAAGCUGUGCCUUCUUCAGUAAAUAAGAAAUCCAAGAAAAAACCGAAAGAGGCUUCCUCAGUUAAAGAUAUCUUUCAAGAGGAUCCCAAGGUUGGCAUGCUUGAUCUGUGGGGUGAUGAAGGUGAGGUUAGAAGCAAAAAAACCAGUAAGAAAUCAAAGCCAUCCAUUAUUCCAGCGGUAGAAGUUGAGCCCCCAGGAUGUUCGUUCAAUCCAUCUCAUGAGAGUCAUCAGGAUGUACUUGCCCAAGCUGUUGCACAAGAAAUGCAGAAAGUUUAUCGUAAAGAGCUGGCACCUGCGCCAGUUCCUUUAACAGUCCCAGGAGAAGUUAUUAGUGAAGAAGAUAUGUUGUUCUUGGAUGCUGAUAUCAACACUGAUGAUGAAACCAAUUUGGAUGAAAUGGAUCAGGAUGAAGAUAAUGAAUUAGAAAAAAGGCCUUUGAAGAUGAGAAGGGUAACUCGAGUUGAGUUGAAUAAGAGAGCUAGGCAUAAAGAAAAGGUCAGAAAGGAAGCCGAAGCAAAGAAGGUGGAAGGAGUUUCUAAAGAGAUUGACAGCUUGCCAGAUAUCAUUCAAGAAAUAGCCAAAGAGGACGAGGAGAGAGACAAUAGACGUAUCCGACGAACAAUAGCCAAACAGGAGAAAUUAAAGUCAUGCCCACCUCGCUUGGGGAAGCACAAGUUUGAGCCUGCUCCGGUUCAAGUUCUACUAUCAGAGGAAAUAACUGGGUCGCUUCGUAAGCUGAAGGGCUGCUGCACCCUUGUGAGGGACAGGUAUAAGAGCUUAGAGAAACGAGGAAUAAUUGCCCCUACUGCCAAGAGCAGAAGGAAAUAGGAUCUGAUCUGAUUUGUUUUGUUGUUGAACUUGAGGCACUAUACGGCAACGAAUCCGAUGAGAUUAGCGGUGAUAGUUAUAGUUUAAAGCAACAAGAUUGAACUAACACAUGUAUUAUCAUGGAAAGUCUUUGAGAUGUUUUUUUUCUUCUUUUGUAGUAAAGCAGCUUCUCUUGUUUCUAUUUCCUUUUAUAUUUAUGGUUUUAGUCCCUAAAUGAAGUAGUGAGGGAUUUGCCGAUUUGGUUCACAAUUUAGGCAAGUACUAUCAGAUAGAUGUAAGUUGAUUUAUGGCUCAUCUGUCAUUCAAUUUUGAAUUGCUAUUUCCUUUCAGAA
This is a messenger RNA of Cucumis sativus (cucumber), 1623 nucleotides long. RefSeq names its product ribosome biogenesis protein NOP53. Gene Ontology annotation, cellular component: nucleolus. The transcript is spliced from 11 exons. Lineage: Eukaryota; Viridiplantae; Streptophyta; Magnoliopsida; Cucurbitales; Cucurbitaceae. Gene Ontology annotation, biological process: ribosomal large subunit assembly; rRNA processing. The coding region runs from base 212 to 1291 and encodes 359 amino acids. Gene Ontology annotation, molecular function: 5S rRNA binding. The record is from RefSeq and is a predicted model, not a curated record.